This is a messenger RNA of Rotaria socialis, 1032 nucleotides long. Lineage: Eukaryota; Metazoa; Rotifera; Eurotatoria; Philodinida; Philodinidae. The record is from the annotation of a GenBank genome assembly.
AUGCAGAGUGCAUGUCAUGUUCAACCAGUACUUGUAGCUUAUGAUACAUCGGGUAAUAUUAUAGAAAAAUUAGGUUCAAAUGAUCAACCAUGGCCAGUUGUUGCUAGUAUAUUGGGCUCAUCAAAUGCAAGUGUUCAUGGUGUUAUUGCUAAUUAUUCAGAUGAACAAACACAAUUUUCAACAUUUGGUGCUACAGCAACGGAUUCAUAUCAAAUUCGAUUUGCUUUUAUACUACCACGUGCAACGGUUUCCUUUUAUACUUCAUUGCAACAUCAAGGCAACGGUUCAUUAAUAUUCUCAUCGUCAUCAACAGCUAUUGUUAAUUCGACAGCAGGUACAAUAACAGCUACAAAUUUGGCAAUUAGUGAAAUUGGAAUGUAUAUUCUUAGUCUUGAAAUAAAAUCAACAAACAAUCAAUUCGAUAUUCCAUUUAUGCCAAAUGCUGUCUUAGUUAAAGGAAAUUCAACUACUCUGGAAACGUUUUUCAGUGCUCCACCAUCAUAUAUAACUUUCAAGGGUGACUAUUAUGCAAUGGUAUCAGCUGGUAGUGUCAAAUGUAGUUUCGGCACAAGUAGUAGGUGCAUAGGUGCAGGUCAGAAUUUACGGGCAGGUAUUACUACAUUGACGACAAGCGGUGUAAAUAAUUUAAAAGUUAUUGAAGCAAAUAUUGACGCUCGAUCAUAUAUUGCCUCAUCAAGUUCAGACGUCAGUUCAAGCAAUCGCCAAGGAUCGAAUGUAGGAUUAAUUGUUGGUUUUACUGUGGGUUUUGGUUGCUUUGCUAUUUUAAUAGUUAUAACAGUUGUUGGCUAUCAAAUAUAUACGGUUACAUCACCAGAUUUAUUAAACUUAGACACUAAUGACUAUGAUGCACCAUUACCAAAUAAUAAAAAGCAACCACGAGUUCCAUCAGCUGCGCUUAGUGUUACUUUGUUGGAAAAUAUGUUGUCAAUCAACAACAUUCCAAACGAACCAAUGCCACCCGCCGUAUUUAUACAAUUUGAUUGCAAUUACCAUAACGCGUCUUCUUCAUGA